AUGCUAAAUGAGGAGCAGCGAUACUAUGAUGGUCAAGAAGGUGCCUGCGGGUGUGGUACUUCCUCCGGUGCUUAUCCCUGGCAGCUAGGCAUAAGCAGCGGUGUCUACACAGCUGCAGGCUCACAAGCCCUAUUUGAUACUGGCGGUGCGUCCUGGUGCGGCGCAGGAUGUGGCAAAUGCUACAACCUAACCUCGACGGGCAACCCUCCUUGCACUGGUUGCGGGACGGGUGGAGUGGCCGGCAAAAGUAUCAUUGUCAUGACCACCAACCUCUGCCCGUAUAAUGGCAAUCAACAGUGGUGUCCGCAGGUCGGUGCGACAAAUAGCUACGGGUACAGCUAUCACUUUGACAUCAUGGCGAAGACCGAAGUAUUUGGCGACAACCCCGUCGUGAAUUUCGAGCCGGUCGCUUGCCCUGGUCAAGCCACGUCUGACUGGGAGACGUGUGUCUGCUAUGGCUAG
Aspergillus alliaceus is the source of this 462-nucleotide messenger RNA. RefSeq names its product putative endoglucanase. Bases 1 to 462 code for a protein of 153 amino acids. The record is from RefSeq and is a predicted model, not a curated record. Lineage: Eukaryota; Fungi; Ascomycota; Eurotiomycetes; Eurotiales; Aspergillaceae. The transcript is spliced from 2 exons.